UUGCGGGUGUGACCCCCCCCGCUCCUCGCGCGGCCCUCGGAGCCCCCCCACGGCUUGAAGAAGAAUUGGGGCGCGGGGCCUUCAGCUGAGCAUCGCCCCCGGAGCUUUCUCAGCUGAUUGCUGAGAGAUGAAGAAGUUCUUCGACUCGCGCCGGGAGCAGGGCGGAUCUGGGCCCGGGUCGGGCACCAGCGGCGGCGGUGGAGGCAGCGGAGGGCCCGGCAGCGGCUACAUCGGCAGAGUGUUCGGCAUCGGCCGCCGCCAGGUGACGGUGGACGAGGUGCUGGCCGAAGGUGGACUUGCCAUAGUGCUUCUUACAAGGCCUAACAGUGGGAUGAAAUGUGCCCUGAAGCGGAUGUACGUCAAUAAUGAGUACGACUUGCAAGUAUGCAAAAGAGAAAUCCAAAUCAUGCGGGAUCUAUCUGGCCACAAAAACAUUGUAGGAUACAUUGAUUCCAGUAUAAACUCAGUAAGCAGCGGUGAUGUGUGGGAAGUGCUGAUAUUAAUGGACUUCUGCCGAGGAGGACAGGUGGUAAACCUUAUGAACCAACGCCUUCAGACGGGGUUCACAGAGAAUGAAGUCCUACAGAUAUUCUGUGACACCUGUGAAGCUGUAGCAAGGCUGCAUCAGUGCAAAACACCAAUAAUCCACAGGGAUCUGAAGGUUGAAAAUAUCCUGCUACACGAUCGUGGCCACUAUGUCCUCUGUGACUUUGGAAGUGCUACUAACAAAUUCCAGAACCCUCAAACAGAAGGGGUCAACGCAGUGGAGGAGGAGAUCAAGAAGUACACUACGUUAUCUUACAGAGCACCAGAAAUGGUCAACCUGUAUAGUGGCAAACUUAUCACUACAAAAGCAGACAUAUGGGCCCUCGGCUGUUUGCUGUACAAGCUGUGUUAUUUCACUUUGCCAUUUGGGGAGAGUCAGGUGGCAAUCUGUGAUGGCAACUUCACCAUUCCAGAUAACUCUCGGCAUUCACAGGACAUGCACUGCCUCAUCCGGUAUAUGCUUGAGCCAGACCCUGAUAAGAGACCUGAUAUUUAUCAGGUCUCCUACUUUGCAUUCAAACUGGCAAAGAAGGAAUGUCCAGUCCAGAAUGUCCAGAACUCUCCUAUCCCUGCUAAACUCCCAGACCCAGUCAAAGCAAGUGAAGCUGCAGCAAAGAAGAGUCAACCAAAGGCCAGGUUGACAGAUCCCAUUCCUACAACAGAAACUUCCAUAGCACCCCGCCAGAGACCUAAAGCAGGACAGACACAACCCAACCCUGGGAUUUUACCAAUUCAGCCAGCCCUGACGCCUAGAAAGAGACCCACAGCCCAAGCAGCAAUUCAGCCUCAAGUUGCAGGGCCUGCUGCCCCUGCAAGUGUCCCCCAGCAAAAAGCAGCACCGCAACCAACUUCAGCGCAGCCACAAGCCAAGCAGGCGCCAGCACCCCAACAGGCAUCGCAGGCACAGCCCCAGGUCCCUUCUGCUCAGCCACAAGCCACACCUCAGCACCAACAGCAGCUUUUCUUGAAGCAGCAGCUACUGCAACAGCAGCAGCAGCAGGCUGCGUAUUACCAGCAGCAGCAGGUGAUGCAAGCUCAGCAGUUCCCAGUGAUGCAGCAGGGAGCACCAGCGCAGCAGCAGCUCAUGCAAAACUAUUACCAGCAGCAGCAGCAACAGCAGCAGCAGCAGCAGAUGAUGGCCCAGCAGGCAGCAAUGCAGCAGAAGACAGCAGCAGCAGUUCAGCAAAAGCAACAGGCUCCAGCAGCACCACAGCCCCAGGCCCAGCAAAGUGCAGCCCAGCCAACACCACAGCAGGAACAAGCGAUGCAGGCACAAAUAAGGCAACAGCAAAAACCUCAAACCACACCACCUACAGCGGUUCAGGGGCAGAAGCUGGGUUCUCUCACCCCUCCGUCCUCCCCCAAGACACAGCGUGCAGGACACAGGAGGAUUCUGAGUGAUGUGACCCACAGUGCUGUUUUUGGGGUUCCAGCCAGCAAAUCUACCCAGCUCCUGCAAGCAGCUGCUGCUGAAGCCAGUCUCAACAAGUCCAAAUCAGCUUCCACUACGCCCUCGGGUUCCCCAAGGACCUCACAGCAGAAUGUCUACAAUCCUCCCGAUGUCUCCACGUGGAAUCCAUUUGAUGAUGAUAACUUCUCCAAACUCACAGCUGAGGAGCUGCUGAACAAGGACUUUGCAAAGCUGGGUGAUGGGAAAGCUCCAGAAAAGAUGGGCAGUUCCACAGAGAACUUGAUUCCAGGUUUCCAACCAGCUUCAUCUGCAGCCCAGGCUGAUGCGUUUGGUGGCUCAUCUUCCUUCACUGCUGGAUCGGCUGAAAAAAUGAAAGACAUUCUGAGUCUGGAUGCUAGCCCUCCUCUUCUGACUGUGCCUGAUCCUUUCAUUCCUCUCCCAUUAUCCGACACGCCAGAAAAACUGAUUGAGGGACUCAAAUCUCCUGAGACUGCGCUUCUGCUCCCUGAUAUCCUGCCUCUCGCUGACCCUUUUGGUAGCACAUCAGAUGCUGUGAAUGGAAAACCUGAUGUAGCUGUUGAAAGCCUCAUACCCGGCCUUGAGGCUCCACUGCCCCAAUGCCUCAUGUCCCAGACUGAGUCGGUUGCUUCCAACAGGACAGACUCUCUCACUGGGGAAGACUCUCUGCUUGACUGUUCUCUGCUUUCUAACCCUGCUGCUGACCUCUUGGAUGAGUUUGCUCCUGUGGCUUUCACGGCUCAACCUCACAAAGAAGAUACUAACCUGAUAGCAGGCUUUGAUGCUCCUGAGGGCUCUGAAAAAGUGACAGAAGAUGAGUUUGACCCAAUUCCAGUGUUGAUAUCCAAAAAUUCACAAGGUGGGCAUUCUAGAAACAACAGUGGAAGCUCUGAGUCCAGUCUUCCCAACAUAGCCAGGUCUUUACUGCUGGUGGAUCAGCUCAUAGACCUGUAGCAGUGACACAGUAGCAGACGCAGUUUCUGUAACGUACCUAAUCUUCCGUUUUCAUUUCCAGAGGAGUUACCUUCAGUUGUGCUUCUUUUUCUUGUGUUGUUUUUUUUUUUGGUUUUUCCCUUUUUCCUCCUUAAUUCAAAGAAAAAAACAAAUCUGCCAACAGGAGACAGUCACCCACCUUUCACCCUGUCCUCCCAUGCCCCAGGAAAGAUUCUGUCUCAGUUCUCCAGGUAGUCCUCUCUAAAGCUGGUAAAAAACAACCUGCUAUGGUUCCUUUUGCACCUCUCUGCUCGCCUGUGUCUAAAGGGAGCACCAUCAUUAGCCGCCCUGCUGAGAUGUACACAUAGCACCAUGGAAAGCCUAACUAUAACUGGUGUAGAUAACUGUAGCUGACGUAUGAUCCCUGUUGUACAACAGACUCCUUUCUCCUUAGAGUAGCGCGUAAAACUGUGUUUCGAUCUUUGCAUUUGUGUUUCUGGGUUUGGUUUGUUUGGUUUGCUUGUUUUUGUUCAUUUAUUUUACUAAUGAAUGGGCAGGAGGAAAGGGGACAGGUAAAAUUGGGAGGGAUGGCCCUCACCUGCACGGUGCAGGUUAGGAGAGCUGGUGUUUCUCAAUUGCCAGUAUAUGCUUCAGAGGAGGAAAAAGCACUGAAUUCUCCUGCAGUAGUCUUGCUUAGUACCUCUGGUGAUGGUGCAUAUGAAGAGAGUUUUCUGGACUGCCCCCCAGCUCGUGGUUUGCUAUUUAACAAUCCUGCUUGUGAAUGGACUCUGCUUCUUGGGGGGGAGGGUGGGAAAAUAAAGCAAAAAAUACAAAAAUAACAAUAAUAAAAAGCCACCAGGUUGUUAAAGCUGCAAAAAUGAUCCUAAGUGAAAUAUAACAAGAUUUUGAACCAAAUAUGUGUGAGUAUGGCCGUGAUUAGCUUUUUGUUGACCUCUUUUUUUAGGCUGAAAAGGGCAUUUGUGGCAGCAGCGGGUGUUAUUUUCUGUGACUAUUUCUGUGUUUGACUGGAAAAACAAAAAAUCCCCCCCCCAACCUACUGUAAAUUGUGUAUGAAACAAAUUGUCCUAAGGUUGUUUGUCUAUUUUUACUCCUGGUUUUAGUCAAGCAUCUGCUAUCUGUCCUGGGUUCCCCGUUAUCUCUUGUAACUGCGUAUAGUGCAACCCAGUUACGUAUGGACCCUUUCUCUUUCUGUAGACAAAGGUUACCGUGGACUUUAUUCCACUCUUUGGUCUUUGUGGAUCAAGCAUGUACUUGGUUCAGAUGGUUAUGAAAUAAGUGCUGCUACGACUCGAUGGGUUUUUACCUUUUCUUUUUCCCUUCACACGCUUAGUUUGUCUCUUAGCUGGGUACGCUCAACUUGUUUUCAUGGGCUUAUGGUCACAAAGUCCGGAAUUUCUAUCUUGUAUUUGAAAGCUCUUUCUGACCAGAAGGACUCUUCCUCUGUAGUGGAAUUAUUACUAGCUUACUGCUAACCUUGUGUAUGUGUAUGUAGCUGUAUUAGUAAAAGUGCAGUUUCCCACGUGCGAAAGUAUGAACGACUGAACCAUGUGUGACCUCUUGCUAAGAAGGAAAGAAACCCAAGUUUGUGACUGCUCCUUUCCUAUCUCCGGUAUCUCCGCUAUUCCCCCUCCCCAACACUUAGUUUAACCAAUUCUGUACAUAGAACUACCAUCAAUCGUGUCUGCUCUACAUUACUCUUCUUUUAAAACCUACACUUAAUAAUAAAAGUAUUGCUUAAGUGUGUUGUAUCAUUACAUGUGUAUACUGCACUUUCCGAGAGAAGCUUUACAUGAGAACUAUGGAAAUGACCUUAGUAAAAUUGUGGAUAGAACUUUAUUAUUUUUUUGUUUUAUAUUCCUAAAGCACAGGAGAGCUGGACUGGAAAACACGAAGAUGUUAUAGAUAGAAAGUUAUUGUAUAGUCAGAUACUGAGAAUAUAUGAAAAGAGAAUGGAUUUUAAAAAGUAACCAUCUACUGUAUAUUAGAAACAAAGAUUUCUGUGAAUUAAAGUACUUUUAAAGAAUGUUUAAGAUUUUAAAUCUAAUGGCACUUGUUCAAGGGUUCUGGAAAUAUUAUAAAUGCACCGGGUUGUUAAUAAUGCUAUUAAAUAAGCAGAUGUGAAUGUUCAUUUUAUUGCUUUUUCAAGUAGCUGUUUGUGGAGCCGGGUGGGAAAUACAACGCGACAGAAGCACACGUGUGUGUUUAGGGAUGUUGGCCAAAGCUGCUUCAUCAAAGUCUCACCACUUAGUUGCUAAAUGAAUGCAAAAUGCAAGGAAUGGGAAAGGGGUGGUGGCGGAUAUAUGGGGUUAAGUGUCCACGUGGAAGAAGUUUGGUUCCAGUUUUCCUAAUGUGGUGUAAAAAGGGUUUUCUUAAGGUUGCAGCCUUGUGUUGGAGCUGUGGGGAAUGUUUCCUCCCCCCAUUCAAGGGUUGUAAGGUUAGAUGCUGUUAUGUAAUACAAACCUGCAGUCUGCAAAGAGCAGCAGAGUGAUUCUGUUCCAUACCUUUAAUGCACAUCAAGGUGAUGGAGGAGCCUUUCUGCCCCACUAAGCUUGAGCUUGUAGUGCCUUCGUGUCCAUUUUGCCAUUGGUUCUUUUGAUGGAUCCUCCUGGUGGUGCUUCAAACACAACUUCAGUGCACAAAGCAAUUUCCCUUCGGCUCAGGGUUAUUCUUGAGAUGCAAGAUAAACUCUGCCUUUAGGGUAUCAUCUCAAUGGCUUUCCUAAGCCACCUUAUUAAAAAACAACCUGAUAUAUUAACAGAAAAUAAGUAAAUCACGUUACUGAAAUGGAUUCUGUUCAGACCAAGGGCAGCUGAACAAGUUUUGGAGUUACACGAGCAAAUGCACAAAGUGGAACAUGUUGGCUACAGCAAUGGGAUGGUGUGUUGUGCACCAGUGUUCUGAGUGUGUGCAAUGCACUUGUGCGUGUCUGUAUGAAGUAAGCUGAUUUCCUGUUAGCCAAUACAGAUCUUGGUUCAGAACUUUCAUAUGUAACAGUUGUUAGAACCCAGCCUGGGUGUUGGGGAGGAAAAAGUGUAACAUAAGAGGGGUGAUGUGUGAAGGAAUGAGAAAUUUAUUAACCUUUUUUAAAGGCUGAGCUGGUAAUCUUGCUUAGUAGUAACUGCACAGGUUUUUUAGCUGCCUGUCACCGUGUGUUGUUGAGACCUUCCUGACUUCAACCAGAUGGACUCAGUUGUUUGGUCGAGAAGCAGCAUUAGGCUCCAGGAGCGUCUCUGCCUUCCCCUGGUGUAUUGGGCUCAGAUCCAGAAGUGAGAUCAUCUCGGUGACUGCUCUGCCUCAUUGCAGCACCUGUAAAAGGGAGAGGAAAUGUUUUACAGCUCACCCAGCUAUUUCAGUACCAACCACUUCUGGGUGGUGCCUCCCAUGAAAGACAGCAUCCCUGUAUGUCAGUGCUAUAGCUCAGGGUUUAAGCCACGUCUUCAGGUUGCUCUUUGCAUGUGAAUUGUGACCUAUUUUCUGAGGCUUUGCAGGCAAUCCAGAAGCUCUGCUGCCCACACCUUCUAUAGGGCAGGGUGUGCAGAGGUGGGUUUGUCAUUGAGGUUCUCCUUUAGUAAUAAAACUGCCUGCACGUAACUGGGGACUUGCUCCUUUAUCCAGAUAACUGCUUUGUAUCUAACCGCAGAAUAAAAACAAGCGUGCUCAAACAUCUGAACGUAGGAGGUGAUGGGUGGAGAGAGGAAAGGUCUGAGCCGUUGUCUGAUGGGAUGCGUGCCCAGCUGAAGUGAAAUGCUGGCACUACAGCAAAGGAGAAAACUGUUUGCGAGUAUUCCAAGCUCGUUUUGCUUUUGAUGGGCAGGAAAGCAAGAAAAGGAUGGGAUUUUUUUCCCAUCAAAGUAAAAGGUUCUGCCUGUCCUGCAGUGCCUCCAGAUUUGGAGAUGCUGCUGCUGUCCAAAACCAACCUACAGCCUGUCGACCCUUCUCUUACACUGGCCCAACUGUUGCUUGUGUGAGCGUAGGCACAACCAAUGCAAGCAACUCUUUAAAAGGAGAAUCCUGUUCAGAUGACUUGGUUGCCUGGUUCUCGUGCAGAUUGGGUCAUUGGUUUGCCAUAUUCUCUAUGAUAAACGCCUUUUUCCUUCUCUUGUUUUUGUGAAUGCUGUUUUUUGAUGAUGGCUGGGUUAAUUCAGAGGCAUUUGCAUGGUGUGGCGAUGGGUCUCGCCCUGUUUCUCCCCUAUAAGCUCAAAAUCCCUUGGUAAUACCUGGUGACAUAUAACCUGGAAGAAGGAAGCACUAUAGUCUUAUCAGUCCUGUUAUCAAACUGAGCUUAGUAUCUGAGGUAAAGCCAUUGCUGGCAAUAUGGGCUUCAGGAAAGACAGACAGUAUUUUUGUAGAGUAACUUACAGAUUGUUCACAUAUCUACACUGUCUUUACUUAGCAGUGUAAUGUAUCAAAGUGAAUAGUUUCCCAAUAAAUACUGAUUUUAAUGCCUAA
This is a messenger RNA of Coturnix japonica (Japanese quail), 7378 nucleotides long. RefSeq names its product AP2 associated kinase 1 (gene AAK1). Gene Ontology annotation, biological process: protein phosphorylation. Gene Ontology annotation, molecular function: ATP binding; protein kinase activity. NCBI's taxonomy places the organism in Eukaryota, Metazoa, Chordata, Aves, Galliformes, Phasianidae. The record is from RefSeq and is a predicted model, not a curated record.